Clupea harengus (Atlantic herring) is the source of this 6609-nucleotide messenger RNA. It is a transcript of the gene ctnnd2a, whose product is annotated as catenin delta 2a. Gene Ontology annotation, biological process: dendritic spine morphogenesis; cell-cell adhesion. NCBI's taxonomy places the organism in Eukaryota, Metazoa, Chordata, Actinopteri, Clupeiformes, Clupeidae. The record is from RefSeq and is a predicted model, not a curated record. Gene Ontology annotation, molecular function: protein binding. Gene Ontology annotation, cellular component: postsynaptic density; plasma membrane; adherens junction.
CUAUAUCACAUAUUUGGGGAACUGAGUGACUGGCAGUGUGCGUCGCCUUAAACAACCAGCAGAUGUCGCUCUGUACCCUUGGUUGAGCGCGUGGCGAACUGGCUGACUGAGGUGAUGCGAGCGCGUGUCUGGUGGGUAAUGCUGGGAUGGUACAUGCCAGGGUAGAGCCUCGCGCUUUUUCUCGCAUGCACAGUGCACACCGCAGUGUAUGUCUUGUGUUGUGCCUCUCGCUCGAUUUCAUCCAUCCAGCGGACGCCUUUCCCUCCCUCCCUCCGCCAGCACACAGCAAAUGGUUCACGUCCGUCCGUUGCCGCUCCUGGGAAUGAGAAGACCAUUAUUUUCUCACUAAAUCACGGAUUGAAGGCAGGGUGUCUAGGAGAACAUCGUUCCCCAGGACGUUAUUCUAAUUGGAGUAAUGCCAGUUCCAGACCAGCCAUCCGACGCUGAAAAGCCCGCCCUGCUGAGCCCAGUUCUGUCCGCCUCCAACGGCGACGGCUCUGAGAAAGAAUCCACCUCCGCCAUCUUGGCCUCAGUCAAAGAGCAGGAGCUGCAGUUUGAGCGCUUGACUCGUGAGCUGGAGGCCGAGAGACAGAUCGUCGCCACACAACUGGAGAGAUGCAAACUGGGAUCUGAGACCGCAAGCAUGAGCAACAUCAGUUCGUCAGAGGAGCAGUAUCGCUGGAACACUGAAGAUGGACAGGAAGACAUCGAGGAGGAGCUGAGCACCGGGCUGGAGCUGGUGGACUCUUGCAUCAGGUCCCUCCAGGAGUCGGGGAUUCUCAACCACCAGGAUUACACCAGCGGUGAAAACGCAGGACCGAGCCUCCUCUCCCAGAGCUCACUCCAGCUCAACGCUGCUCCGGACUCCGCGCUCCACUACUCCGCAGGCUACCAUAGUAACCAGACCCUCGCUCUGAGCGACACCUCGGCGGCAGCAGCUGCCUCAGCAUCAGGACCAACUCCAGCACAGCAGCAGCAGGCUCCCUCAUCUCGUAGCGGGCAGGUUGGAGGAGCUGUUCACAGCUACAACCAGGUCACCUCCAGCCGUGCCGCCCAGCUUGCCACCGGUGGCGGCGAUUCAGCCCAGCCGCUGUCUCAGAGCCAUGGCAGCGCGUUCCACCUGCCGGAGACCCAGCAGCCUUCAGUGGGCCUGUACUACUCCAGCAGCACCCUGCCUGCGCAGCGCGUGAGCUCCCCGCUCUCCAUGCAGACCCUGGGCUCCCCCAGCAAGCUCCAGCUGCAGCAGCGCCACGGCUCUGGGUCCGACGCCCCCAGCUACGCCACCAUCCAGCGCGCCCCGCCUUCCUCCUCGCCCAAGCAGUCGCCGGCACGGCUGGCCAAGUCUUACAGCUCCAGCUCGCCCAUCAACGCGGGCUCAUCGCACCUCCACUCGUCGCCCUCGCCGCUGCGCGUGGCCUCGCCGCCCAACAGCGUGGGAGGACUAGGCGGCGGUGGGGGGGGGCCCUCGUCCUCGCCCAUCCACCAGAUCAGCUCGGGCGUGGGGAACUACGCCACGCUCUCUCCCACCAAGCGCUCCCUGCAUUCCUUGGAGGAGUACAAGUUCUCCCAGGAGCUCCGCGCCGCCACGCUUCAGAGGCCUGGCAGUCUCGCCGGCUCUAGGGGCUCCUACAGCAGUCAGCAUAGCCACCUGGGCCCUGACCUUCGACCCCUGCAGUCCCCGGAGCACCACAUCGACCCCAUCUACGAGGACCGCGUCUACCAGAAGGGGCCAAUGAGGAGCCUCAGCCAGAGUCAGGGGGAGCCUCCCCCUGGGCACACCGGAACAUACCGCACCAACACCGCCCCGCCCUCCCCCGGUGUUGACUCCGUCCCCUUGCAGCGCACGGGCAGCCAGAACGCCACGGGCACGUACCCGCGCAGCGCCAACUACGCCACGGGGCCCUCUACGGCCAACUACGGCGACCCCUACCGCACCCUGCAGUACUGCUCCUCCGUAGAGUCCCCCUACAGCAAGUCGGGCCCCGCCCUGCCGCCCGAGGGCUCCUUGGCCCGGUCGCCCUCCAUCGACAGCAUCCAGAAGGACCCCAGGGAGUUUGGAUGGCGAGACCCAGAGCUGCCCGAGGUCAUUCAGAUGCUUCAGCACCAGUUCCCGUCAGUCCAGUCCAACGCCGCAGCCUACCUGCAGCACCUGUGCUUUGGGGACAACAAGAUCAAAGCAGAGAUCCGACGGCUGGGUGGCAUCCAGCUGCUGGUGGACCUGCUGGACCACAGGAUGGCGGAGGUCCACCGGAGUGCCUGCGGAGCCCUGAGGAACCUGGUCUACGGCAAGGCCAACGACGACAACAAGAUCGCCUUCAAGAACUGCGGAGGCAUCCCUGCCCUGGUGCGACUGCUGCGGAAGACCUCCGACGUGGAGGUCAAAGAGUUAGUCACAGGCGUGCUGUGGAACCUGUCCUCCUGUGACGCCCUGAAGAUGCCCAUCAUCCAGGAUGCCCUGGCGGUCCUGACUAACUCAGUCAUUAUCCCCCACUCUGCCUGGGACACAUCCCCACACCAGGAGGACCGCAAGCUGCAGCUGCACACCUCUCAGGUGCUGCGCAACGCCACCGGCUGCCUGAGGAACGUGAGCUCAGCGGGGGAGGAGGCUCGCCGGCGGAUGCGCGAGUGUGAGGGCCUGACAGACGCGCUGCUCUUCGUCAUCCAGACCUCUCUGGGCAGCACCGAGAUCGACAGCAAGACCAUAGAAAACUGUGUGUGCAUCUUGAGAAACCUCUCGUAUCGGCUGGCGGCAGAAACUUCUCAGGGACUGCAGAUCGGCACAGACGAGCUCGACGGCCUGCUCUGCGGAGAUGGUAACGGCAAGGACGGCGAGAGCUCAGGCUGCUGGGGGAAGAAGAAGAAGAAAAAGAAGCCCCAGGAUCAGUGGGAUGGCGUGGGUCCCAUGCCGGAGACGGCUGACCCCCCAAAAGGGAUCCAGAUGUUGUGGCACCCCUCCAUCGUGAAGCCCUACCUCACGCUGCUGUCAGAGUGUUCCAACCCAGACACACUGGAGGGGGCUGCUGGAGCUCUGCAGAACUUAGCAGCAGGCAGCUGGAAGUGGUCGGUCUACAUCCGUGCAGCCGUGAGGAAGGAGAAGGGUCUUCCCAUUCUGGUGGAGCUGCUCCGGAUAGACAACGACCGGGUGGUGUGCGCAGUGGCUACAGCUUUAAGAAACAUGGCCUUAGAUGUGAGAAAUAAAGAAUUAAUCGGCAAGUAUGCCAUGCGAGACCUGGUCCAUCGCUUACCGGGCAGCACCAGCACCAGCUCAAACAGCGGUGGUGGCAGCGGGGGCAGUGGGGGCAGCAGUGGAGCAGGGGGCACUGCCAACAGCGGCGGGAGCAAAAUCAUGUCGGACGACACGGUCACAGCCGUCUGCUGUGCGCUACAUGAAGUCAUCACCAAGAACAUGGAGAACGCCAAGGCGCUGCGUGACGCGGGCGGCAUCGAGAAGCUCAUCGGCAUCGCCCGCAGCAAAGGAGACAAGCACUCACCGAAGGUGGUGAAGGCUGCGUCUCAGGUUCUCAGUAGCAUGUGGCAGUACAGGGAUCUGCGGAGUCUCUACAAAAAGGAUGGGUACUCGCAGUAUCAUUUUGUGGGCUCGGCCUCCACAAUAGAGAGGGACAGACAAAGGCCGUACUCCUCCUCCCGAACUCCCUCUGUGUCUCCCGUGCGGACGUCUCCCAACAAUCGAUCGGCCAGCGCCCCCGCCUCACCCCGGGAGAUGGUUGGCCUCAAGGAACGCAAGACCGACUACGAGUCCACCGGCACCAACGCCAGUUACCAUGGAAACAAAGGCGAGCACACGUCCAGGAAAGAUGCCAUGGCAGUGCAAAUCUCCUGUGGAACUUCCACGCUGUGCCGGAACUCCUACUCAACUUCUAAUGAAGAGAUCAAGCACAACCAGGUUACCGCUGUGCAGCCUGUUGCUCAGGAGUGUGCCGUCCGCAAGGACUACGAGACCCUCCCGACCUUCCAGAACUCCACGCGGAGCUUCGAGGAGGCGUUCCUGGAGGACCAGGUCCAUCGCACAGCGCCCACCACCGAUCUCAAUAUGCACCUGGGCCUGAAGUCGACUGGGAACUAUGUGGACUUCUACUCCGCCGCCCGACCCUAUAGCGAACUCAACUACGAGACGAGUCACUACCCAGCCUCACCAGACUCCUGGGUCUAGGGGCUCGGGUGUUUGUGUGUGUGUUUGUGUGUAUCUGUGUGUUUGUGUGUGUGUGUGUGUGUGUGUGUGUGUGUUUGUGUGGCCAGGGUCAGGGAAUGGUUGGGUGUUUGGGGGUGAGUGCGUCUGAGCACAGGACCAUCAGCUGAUUGGCUGGUCUCGACGGGGAGGGAGGGAAGGGUGGAUGAAUGUGCAUGUGCAUGCGACAAAACAUUGUUUGUUCAGUUUGUUCAGAGCUGGUUUCCACACAGAGGCCUGCGGUUUGGGUUGAGUCAAGCAAGAUGAGAUGAGCGAGUGUAGAAUGUGCAUGAAGGUGAAUAGAAAUUGUAAGAGAAGAAAAGAGAUGAGCGAUAAGAAAAGGCUCUUAAAGUAUGCAGCCCUCAGAUGGGAGCAGAGCCGUGAAGAAGUCCUGUUAGGGUGAUGAAGCUGGGAAGAGGAAGAGGAUGAGGUGAUAGUAGCGCUGCGGCAGGAUAAGUGGGACGAAGCAGGGGAAAUUAAGUCGUUUACAAGCUUAGUGGGAACAGCUUUUCUCCGUUUUCUUUUUCUUUCUUUCUUUUUUUUCUUUUUUUUGUACGUCAUUCCUUUGACUGGUGAAUUGAAGCUUCAUCUUAAACUGAUGGAAUGUUGGUCCGUACUAGAAGAUUCCUCCCAAGCCUUUUCGCUCUCUAUAUUUUUGUCUUUUUAAGUUUUGAUUUGUACUUUUUUAAGUUGUCGAUGUAAAGUAUGUGGUGUACAUUGCAGAGAUACAAGUGCAUUGUGUAUAUUACACGGAUGCCACUUCCUCCUUCCAGUGGCUAUGGACAUUGUUUAUGGUACAAAGGUAAAAAAAAAAAAAAGACUUAAAAAUAUGUAUCAAUCAUCAAUGUCCCCUUUCCAGACAAAAGUAUGUUUUAACAACAAGAAGGACAUACAUACAUAGCGGUAUUGUUUGUUCCAAUAAUGUGAGUUUGUUUGUGGCAACUAAACAAAUGUUUGAAGCAGUUCCGAGACAGUUCAAACAGCCUCAUUCCACCCUGUCAACGAAGUGCUUUUUCACUGCCUAAAAAAAAUUAGAUGUAGAUAUUUGAAAUAGAAUCCUAUUGAUUUUCACUUAUCAGAUUUUUUUGUUUUUUCAAAUGAUAGUGUUAAAAGAUAAUAAAUACAAAUGUUGGUCAUCCAUAUUGGCAUAAAACCCUCUCUGUUCCACCAGUAUCUCAGUUUUUAUGUGCUUACACGAGACUAUGACUGACAUUGUGCCAAAUUUUUUAAACGUCUGGAUGAGAACACCGGAGAGUAGUCAUGACUUGAGCUGACGUUUCCUUUCCACAACUAAGUAAAUCCUCUGCACACAGUCACUACUUUUAUUUGUUCAGAAAUGUGUUUUAAUGCUAUUACGCAACAGUAUGUCUACGCAAACAUAUGGAGAAAAAAAAUAAGACAAUAACUAGGAGGGCAAAAUCUUUAAGAGCACGACUCCCUCUGAAAGGUGUACAAAUCUGUCUCUUGUUGUUAGUGAGUGUGUGCUGUAUGUUGAACCGUGUUGGAUACAAGAGGCGCGUUAACAGCUGGCUUCUACUGUUUGAUUUUCCAUGACAAAAACACAGUGAGGUAUUAGACUGCAAUGUUAAUAGAAAAUGAGAAUUAUAUAUAAAUACAUGCAAAUAUAUAUACAUACAUAAAUAUAUAUAUAUAUAAUUUUUAUGUGCAGAUGUCAGUAUCACCAGAAGCGAAAACAUAAGAAGUAAAGAGAGACUUGUCUAAAUGGACUAUGUUUAUUUCAGUCAUUCCAAAUGGGAAUAUAAAACACCAACACUUGAAGAUGUUGACCUCCUAGGUUAAGCUGUGCUGCUUUUUUCGAGCUUCGUAGGUAAUCUCUCUGGAUUUGGACUUUGGAUAAAUUAUUCUCUACAAUCAGCAUAGCUGUUUUGGCUGAUUACCGUCAUACAGGAAUACAUGUGAGAAUCAACAUAGCAACAUGUAUUGUAAAUCUGAACUACAGUAAAAGGAUGUGUUACACUUGAUAUUUCCAUCAAAGGUAAUCGUAUUGAGGUUAAUUGACUGCCACCUUUUAUGGUUACUGUGAAACACUAUUGGAACCUGUCCAAAAGAAACAUUUGUGAGUUAAUGGUGAGCUUAAUGGUGAGAUGCUUUGGUAAUGGCUUGGCACAGAAUGCUCAUAGCUAUGAAAGGGGCAUUUCAAGUGCUGUGUUUUUCAUGAUAACUUUUCAUCAUGAAUCAUCACUUAUGUAAUUGUUUUUUUUUCUUUACGUCAGAUAAGUACUUGUUUUGCCUUUAAACAUUGCAACGUUUAUCACAUCUAAAAAUAUCAUGUGGUCAUAUGCUAAGCGUGCUAGCUCUCUGUUGCAGGAUUGAUCAACAUGAUUCCAUCAUUUGAACAGUCCACUGUUUUUCUUGUUUCUGGUUGGAUGAAAUAAAGAGGGUAAUCUAUAGAUAUACACACA